GUGACGUCGCAAACAACCAGGAAGAGAGUUACAGAAAGUGAACAACGUUUUGUCAACGUGAGUUGUGUGAGCUUUCUCUACUCAUCUGUUUAGUCCAACAAAGUUCCCACCGGUCGGGACAUAAUCACAGGUUCAUCACCACACGGACGAGACUACAGCACAAGGGCUGUGCUCAUGGCUCUGAAUAAGUCCAUGCAUCCCCGGAACCGCUACAAAGACAAACCUCCGGACUUCGCUUACCUGGCCUCCAAAUAUCCAGACUUCCAGCAGCACGUGCACACCAGUCUCGCGGGACGACCUGUUGUGAAUUUCAAAGAGCCGGAGGCGGUGCGAGCGCUGACCUGCACCCUUCUGAAGGAGGACUUCGGUUUGACCAUCGAGAUCCCUCUGGAGCGCCUAAUACCCACCGUCCCGCUCCGCCUCAACUACAUCCACUGGGUGGAGGACCUCAUCGACGGCCAGAAGCAGCCACGCAGGGGAAUCGACAUCGGUACUGGUGCGUCUUGUAUCUACCCCUUACUGGGAGCCACAAUGAACGGCUGGUACUUUCUGGCCACAGAGGUGGACGACAUCUGUUUUGACUACGCUACGAAAAACGUGGAGCAGAACAACAUGUCUGACCUCAUUAAAGUUGUCAAAGUCCCUCAGAAGACUCUACUGAUGGACGCCUUGAAAGAAGAGACAGAAAUAGUGUACGACUUCUGCAUGUGCAACCCUCCUUUCUUUGCCAAUCAGCUUGAAGCAAAGGGGGUAAACUCCAGGAACUCACGGCGACCUCCUCCCAGUUCAGUUAACACAGGCGGGGUGACGGAGAUCAUGGCGGAGGGUGGGGAACUUGAGUUUGUGAAGAGGAUCAUUCAUGACAGCCUGCAGCUCAAGAAACGCUUGCGGUGGUACAGCUGCAUGUUGGGGAAGAAAUGCAGCUUGGCACCUUUGAAAGAGGAGCUGAGGAAGCAAGGAGUACCUAAAGUUACACACACAGAGUUCUGCCAGGGACGGACGAUGCGAUGGGCGCUGGCUUGGAGUUUCUAUGAUGAUGUGAUUGUUCCGUCUCCUCCGAGUAAGAAGCGUAAACUGGAGAAGGUGAAGAAGCCGCUGUCGUUCACGCUUCCAGAGGCGGGACUGAGGGAGCUGCAGGUCAAAGCCUCGGCUUUAGGCAGAACCGCCCGCGGUCCGGUGGACAGCGUCACCGCUCUGCUGGAGAAAACACUCACUGACCUGCGGGUGCUAUACAAGCGUGUCCCAUGUGGAAAGCAGGAGCAGAGCCUCUUUCUCACAGCUGUGGAGAACACCUGGAUCCACGGACGACAGAAGCGGCGAGAAGGGUCGCGUCAGCUGCGAGAGCUUCCCAGGGCGCCUCACCGUGCUGGAACCAGCUCUCAAACCAGCUCUCAUACCACUCUGGCCCCAGCUGCUGCAGCCACAACCCCAGCAUCUCAAACCCAGUCUGCCUCCACACAAAACAGCAACAGCCAGGAUGAUGGCGUUCCAAACAAAACUACGUCUGCACAGGAGCCAGCUGGUCAGCAGGAGCCAGCGGAGCAGAUGGAAAAUGGCGCCUCUUCAAAUGAGACAAGGAAAGAUGUAACACGUGACCUAACGGCAGAACAGGAGGAGGUAUUAGAGAAUGUACCAGGUGAAGAUGUGGACAUGAUGUCUUCUACCUGCACAGACGCAAGGCAGGAAACCGUCCCACAGGAAACACCUGCUGCAGCGGGUGAACCCCCCUCUAAGCGACCCCUGAGCCCGGCUGCAGUCGACCACUUCCUGUUUAAGUGUCUGCUGAACGUGAUGCCUGAGGAGAGCGAUGUGGUGAUUGAGAUGCACUGGGUCGAAGGUCAGAGUAAAGACCUGAUGAACCAGCUGUGCACGUACCUGAAGAACACCCUUUUAAGGUCUGUCGCAAAGCCCUAAAUGACCAAAAAUGUCUUCUUUAUAUUCAUUGAAUUCUUUAUUGGUCAUUGACUUCUGGAGAUAUAUUCCAGUUGAUAAUCAGUAGUUUACACCACUGUCUUGUACUUGGUCAGUUUACCUUUUCAGGUAAUACCUACUGUAUAUUGGUGGUUUUCUUGUGCUCGAAUUUGUUGAAACAUUUGCAAUAAAUGUUUAUUUUUUUAACAUGA
Molecule: messenger RNA, 2123 nt
Organism: Anoplopoma fimbria (sablefish)
Lineage: Eukaryota; Metazoa; Chordata; Actinopteri; Perciformes; Anoplopomatidae
Gene: mettl16
Product: methyltransferase 16, N6-methyladenosin
Exons: 10
Coding region: 175-1914 (579 amino acids)
Biological process (GO): rRNA base methylation
Cellular component (GO): nucleus
Molecular function (GO): 23S rRNA (adenine(1618)-N(6))-methyltransferase activity
Source: RefSeq, a predicted model, not a curated record